Jaminaea rosea is the source of this 583-nucleotide messenger RNA. RefSeq names its product mitochondrial genome maintenance MGM101. Gene Ontology annotation, biological process: interstrand cross-link repair; recombinational repair. The transcript is spliced from 4 exons. Lineage: Eukaryota; Fungi; Basidiomycota; Exobasidiomycetes; Microstromatales. The record is from RefSeq and is a predicted model, not a curated record. Gene Ontology annotation, molecular function: single-stranded DNA binding. The annotation marks the transcript as partial. Gene Ontology annotation, cellular component: mitochondrial chromosome; mitochondrial nucleoid.
ACCAGAUACCGUUGCACGUGGAGAGGAGAACGCAACAAAUGGGAAUGGUGACUCAAACUGGACGACGAGCUUCUCCGGUAUGAGCGAGAGGCCCUUCGAGGGAAAGCCGGCGGAGGUAUUGGGAGAGGAACUGAACCAGGAGGACAUUGAGAUCAAGCCUGACGGGCUCAUCUACCUCCCCGAGAUCAAGUAUCGUCGCAUCCUGACCCGCGCCUUUGGACCGGGAGGCUGGGCCAUGGCUCCGCGAGGCGAGACGAAUGUUGGGCAAAAGAUUGUCUCCAGGGAAUGGGUCCUCGUCUGUCUUGGUCGCUUCGUAUCCACUGCUCGUGGAGAGCAAGAAUACUUCGACCCAAACGGCGUAGCCACGGCGACCGAAGGGGCCAAGUCGAAUGCGCUCAUGCGCUGCUGCAAGGACCUGGGCAUCGCCUCUGAGCUCUGGGACCCUCGCUUCAUCCGCACAUUCAGGGCUAAGCACUGCGUAGAGGUGUGGGUGGAAGAUGCCAAGACGGGCAGGAAGCGCAAACUCUGGAGACGGAAGGAUCAGCCUGCCUUUGAGUACCCGUACAAGGAAACGGGCGUGGCU